This is a messenger RNA of Lytechinus variegatus (green sea urchin), 1415 nucleotides long. Its product is annotated as RNA exonuclease 4-like. Gene Ontology annotation, cellular component: nucleus. Gene Ontology annotation, biological process: rRNA processing. Bases 122 to 1147 code for a protein of 341 amino acids. Gene Ontology annotation, molecular function: nucleic acid binding; 3'-5' exonuclease activity. The record is from RefSeq and is a predicted model, not a curated record. NCBI's taxonomy places the organism in Eukaryota, Metazoa, Echinodermata, Echinoidea, Temnopleuroida, Toxopneustidae. The transcript is spliced from 2 exons.
GUGUAGGACGAGGUUGCAUGAACGCGAACCAGAGAAAUUGAAGUUUGCUUGGGAAGAACAUGAAAGAGGAAAUCAGCAGGAGCAAAUCAUCAUAUCACUGACAUAAUUGAUAUAUAUAUCCAUGGCCAAAUCAACUCCUACAAAAGCACCACACAAAUCUGGUAAAGCACGAAAGAAGAAAAUGGCAUUGCCCCGAAGAAUACUGCGAAUUCUAGAAAGUGGCAAGAGAGUUCACUUCCAAAAUGUCAGCCUGAGUAAGAAAAGGCAGAUGUGCAUAAAUCACUAUGUACCAGUUUGUGAUAUAGCAGUCACAAAUGCUAUCGACAAUCGUCAAAAGAAAACUGUAAUGCCAUGCUCCAAACCAGCCCAUGGGAAAGGAAACAAAUCAGACACAAGUUUUGAUGAGAAACUACCUUCAACAGAGCAUGGAUGUAAUUUAAGACCUGGUAAUGUAUCAGUAUUGGAAACUACAUGUAGCAAGAGAAAUGACAAUCCUAGUAUUUCUUGGGCAAACAAUGAAAGGAGUGGUGUCUCAAAUGAAAAAGAUAAUCGUCGUAAGGAAGUUGUUGCUUUAGACUGUGAAAUGGUAGGAUUGGGACCAAAAGGACGAUUCAGUGCACUAGCCAGAUGCAGUAUUGUUGAUCACAGUGGCAAUAUUCUCUAUGAUACGUAUGUAAAACCAGCUGAGCCUAUCACAGACUACCGGACAAAGUGGAGUGGAAUCCGACCGUGUAAUAUGGUAAAUGCAAUAACUUUUAAAGAAGCUCAGGAGCAUGUUAAGAAUGUUCUCAAAGAUAAGAUUGUUGUUGGUCAUGCAGUCUGGAAUGAUUUCCAGGUACUCAGAUUUUCCCAUCCUGCAAACAAUGUAAGAGACACCAGUAGGUGCAAGUUGUUAGCAAAAAUAUGUGGCAGUAAGGGCACAUCAGGUCAUAGUUGUAGCCUCAAAUCACUCGCUAAAUAUCUCCUUGGUAUUGAUAUACAAAAAGGUGAACAUUCAUCUGUAGAAGAUGCAAGAGCAGCUAUGGAUUUGUACAAGCUGGUAGAGGAGAAGUGGGAAGAAGAAAUUCAAUCAAUUUUCCCUGAUCAAGAUUUUAGGACAUGUUUUCUUGAUGAUCAUUUCUGGCCCGAAGACCUCAGGCUCAUAUAAGGAAAGAUAUUAUGUAACUGUAUGAUAUAAAUGUUAUACUUCUAAUUUAGCCUCAUUAAUCUUUUUGAUGUGUUGUAUUCAAAUACAUUAAUAUUAACUGGACUUGAGGGCAACACCAAAUUUAAUUAAUAUAUUGUGUGCAACAGAAUCAUAUUGGUCUGAGUCUUUAGAUGAGGUCAAUGCAUCUGUUUGGGGGGAAAUAUUUGAUUUUUCUCGAAAGUGGAGCCAGUCAAUAUUUUUAUUACUUUAUGACAUGUUGUUUUUUUUG